UUUCACGAUGCAAUCAAGAUUACAACAAUACCUCAUCUGCUCCUCUCUCCCAGUCAACUACUCCCUCCCCCGCCUUCCUUGUGCCUCUUCUCUUGCUCGAUGGAGCUUCACGAUUCCCCCACCACGGGGAUAAUGGCACUGUCACCAUCUGCGACUGUCCAUCGAGAACCGAAGCUCCAGCUUCCUUCCACCACUGACCCCCCAGGGCCACAGAAUCCGCCCAAGCCACUAGUUUGGCUGAUCUUCGGUGCAACCGGCCACAUGGGCCGUUCCCUCGUGAAAACAGCUCUGUCCCGAGACGACCGGGUCGCAGCAGUCGGGCGCACGUUCGAAACCAGCCCACAAAGCAUGAAGAAGCUCGAAGAAGAGCACGAAAACUGCCUGGGUCUGCUCUGCGACGUACGGGCCCGCGAAACCGUGCACCAGGCGAUUGACCGCACCAUCCAGUGUUUCGGGCGCAUCGACAUCAUCGCCAACUGCGCCGGGUACGGCGUGAUCGGGUCCUGCGAAGACCAAGACGAAUACGACAUCCGCGACCAAUUCGAGACAAACUUCACGGGGACCCUGAACAUCAUCCAGCUGUCGCUGCCGCAUUUCCGCGAGCGCCGCGCAGGCCGGUACCUGAUUUUCAGCUCGACGUCGGGCGCCCUCGGGGUUCCGGGGCUGGGACCCUACUGUGCCUCGAAGUAUGCGGUCGAGGGCCUGAUGGAGAGCAUGCUGUAUGAGGUCGAUGGCUUCAAUAUCAAAGCCACCCUGGUUGAACCGGGCCACAUGCGUCGCGACGAUCCCGGGGAUCUUGUUUCCGCUGAGCUUGUCCCCCCCAGCAGCUCGGACGGCGUGCAUCACCUUUCCUCGCCUCUGCCCUUGUACGGGCACUUCCUGGUCAAGCCGCCCAGCGACCCCUACAGCACGCCUACGGCCCCUGCUGCGCAUGCGAAGCGUAUGCUGAUGUGGCUGGCGGAUAAACAGCCCGCCAGUGCCGUCAAAGCUGCCUACCUGGUCUGGCAGCUAGGUCAUUGCUCUUAUCCGCCUCUUCGGCUGGUUCUGGGCACGUAUGCUGUUGAGAGUAUUCGUGACCGACUCAAGUGUAUUAUCGAGGAGAUCGAGGACUGGAAGUAUCUGAGCUUUCCCACGGGGGACCCGCAAACUAGUGGUGGUGGUGGUGGUGGUGGUGGUGGUGGUCCCUCAGCAGGACCAGCCAGGGAAACGGCCUCUCAAGAUCAAGAGUAGAGCACCAGGGUUGCGAUACGAUACGAUAUGAUAUAAUGACGAUGAUGAUGACGAUGAUAACGGCCAUAUACUCAUGUGCAUGGAUCGAUUUUGGGAAACGAUGAACAGGGAACCAAAGAAGGGGUACAUACUUUACAUUAUAUGGAUUGAUGUGCAUGGUAUGUACAGAAUCACCACUAUGGAACCAAACAAAUCUAUCUGUACAGAAAGAUGAAUUAAAGAAAAAGAAAAGAAAAGAAAAACCCAUUAGACAGUAUCAACAACAACCUAUAUCAUAUAUACAACUCCAAGUAUUGACCAGCAAGCGAAAGCGUCGGUAUCAGUCUACCUGGUAUCAAAAUAUU
Molecule: messenger RNA, 1574 nt
Organism: Aspergillus ochraceoroseus IBT 24754
Lineage: Eukaryota; Fungi; Ascomycota; Eurotiomycetes; Eurotiales; Aspergillaceae
Product: SDR family oxidoreductase
Exons: 2
Coding region: 100-1230 (376 amino acids)
Source: RefSeq, a predicted model, not a curated record